Molecule: messenger RNA, 5682 nt
Organism: Purpureocillium lilacinum
Lineage: Eukaryota; Fungi; Ascomycota; Sordariomycetes; Hypocreales; Ophiocordycipitaceae
Product: TATA-binding protein-associated factor mot1
Molecular function (GO): DNA binding; ATP-dependent chromatin remodeler activity; ATP binding
Source: RefSeq, a predicted model, not a curated record
AUGGCCUCAAGACUCGAUCGGUUGGUAACCAUUCUUGAGACGGGUAGCACCCGCCUCAUUCGGGAGACAGCCGUCAACCAGCUUGCCGACUGGCAAAAGCAACAUCCAGACGAGCUCUUUAACCUGCUAUCUCGAGUCGUCCCAUAUCUUCGACACAAAGAAUGGGAGACUCGAAGCACCGCAGCAAAAGCCAUAGGCAAGAUUGUUGAGAACGCCCCCCUAUAUGACCCAAACUCCGGCGACCCACUCAGCCAGCUCAAGAAUGAAGAACCUGCCGCUGAGAACGGCCACGUCAAGAAGGAAGAGCACGAAACUGAGCCCCGCCUGCACGACGAGGACCUAUUCACUUUCGAUUCCCUCAACAUUGACUCUAUUCUCAGAUUUGGACGCGAGCUACUUCGAGGCGGCGGCAUCGAAUACAACUUGGCCGCCCUGGACCCACAAGACCGCCUGGCACACCAAAAGAAAACCCUUCUAGGUCGGCUCGGACUCCUUGGGCGAAAGUUCGAAGAUGAGGAGAUGCCUAUCAUGGUCGACUCACAAGCCGCGCCCAUGACUCCCCUUGAGGCGAGCAACGGCAACGGCCUGGCUCGCAGCGACAGCAUUUCAGCCACGGGUCAGGGGCCCGAGGACUCUCAGCUGAGCACGAGACAGCUUAACGUGCUCAAGCGCAAACGAAAGAGAGAGGCGAUGAAGGCGUCGCAAGGUAAGGGCGGCUUUGGAGACUUGUCUCUGCGGCGAUCGACGACAGCUGGGUCUGAAGCUUUUGCGGACGAAACGCCGGCUGCUGACCCCGACUCCAAGAAGAACGGACAAGUCAACGAUUACUUCAAUCUAGACCGCCCCACUGAUGUUGACGAGGAGACCAAGGUCGUCAGUGAGUUCAAGGGGCCGACCAUUCCCAUAAAAUCCGAGAUUGAAGCGGACGACUCCCUGGAGGGCUUCGAAUGGCCGUAUGAGCGUCUUUGCGACUUCCUAAAGGUGGACUUAUUUGACCCGUCCUGGGAGACUCGACACGGAGCGGCGAUGGGUCUCCGAGAAGUAAUGAGGGUGCACGGCGGAGGCGCCGGUCGCUUACGCGGUAAGACAAGAGGCGACAAUGAGACCCUGAAUCGCAAGUGGCUGAACGACAUGGCCUGUCGGCUAUGCUGCGUUUUGAUGCUGGACCGCUUCACCGAUUACAGUUCCGACACGUCCGUGGCGCCGAUUCGAGAGACGAUCGGCCAGACCCUUGGUUCAGUCCUGAAGCACGUUACCGCCGAUUCGGUACAUGACAUUUAUCGGAUUCUCUACCGGAUGGUGAUACAGGAAGAUAUACAACUUGAACGAUCGCAAUGGGCAGUGUGCCAUGGAGGCAUGGUCGGCUUGCGAUACGUCGUGGCAGUUAGGAAAGAUUUGCUCCUCCAGGACGGCGACAUGAUUGAUGGUAUCAUCAGAGCAGUAAUGAAGGGCUUGGGCGACCUGGAUGAUGACGUUCGUUCUGUCAGCGCCGCCACCAUCAUCCCCAUGGCCAAGGAGUUCGUCACCAUGAGGCCAGCAGCGCUGGAUGAUCUCACAAACAUUGUUUGGGAGUCACUGUCGAACCUCGGAGACGACCUGAGCGCGAGCACAGGACGUAUUAUGGAUCUUCUCGCCACGCUCUGUGGUUUCCCCGAAGUUUUGGAGGCGAUGAAGGCGUCGGCAGCUCAGGACGAGGAACGGUCCUUCACCCUACUUGUUCCUCGGCUUUAUCCGUUCUUGCGACACACCAUCACCUCCGUGCGCUUGGCCGUCCUCAAAGCGCUAUUGACCUUUGCGAACCUAGGUGCCGACACAUCUCAAGGCUGGCUGAACGGAAGGAUCCUGCGCCUUGUGUUCCAGAACAUCCUGGUCGAGAGGGAUCAAGAGACGCUGAACACGUCUCUGAAACUUUGGGACGCACUGGUCCGCUGUUUGGCCAAGGACCCCGCCGUCCUUGCGGAUGAGUUUGCUCCCCAUAUCGAAGCGCUUAUGCAACUCACGUUGCACCCGAUUGGCAUCUCAAGGAAUCCGAUCCCCAUGAAUGCAGGGCUCUUCCAGAAACCAUCCGGCGGAACGUAUUCGAACACGCUCCCUCAACCGUCUGCUCGGAGGCUGUCGUCGCCCGACGGAUCGGAUAGAGCACCGAAGCGGCGCCGCAAGUCCAACAAGGCUGUCGAGGAAGCAGUUCCUGCUGGCUUGACGCACGAUGUGGAUGGCCACAUGAUGCAGGGCGACAUCGAUCUCGUCGGUAUGGAAGUGCUAAUCCGGUCUCGCGUGUCUGCCGCCAAGGCAAUGGGCCAGGUCAUGUCUUUGGUACCGACAAAGAAUCUGGACGACUACGACGUGCUUUUGCUGCCUGGACUGACAUCUCCUUUCGCGUCAACUCAGCUUUCAGCAUGUCUCGUCAUUGACGAGUUCGCAAAGGAUUGCGCCAACACUGAUAGCAGCUCAAGGUACGCGGAUCACGUACAGCGCAUGGUCGAGGCGGACCGUCCCUCUUCAUACAGGGACCUUGUCAAUUUUGUGCAGCGAACUAGAACGCAGUGCCAACAACUCAUCAACUUGUUCCGCGACCACGGCAAGGUCUCCCAGGGCCGAUUGCCGGUGCUCCCGGUGGUGGUACAAGGUGAACCCGAAGCUGGACCCGGCGCUUUCUCCAUUGCGACCGCCGAGAAGUGUGUCAGCGACGACUACGACCGGCUCAAGAAGAUCAUGCCCCCUGGCCAGCGCCUCAUUGCAAGCCAGCAACUCGCGGAGGCCCGCGAUGUCGCCUUGGCUGUCAUUGAAGAUGCCAAGGCAGCCAAAGAGGCACGCGACACUAGAAUCAAGGCUGGGGCCGCGUGCGCAAUGGUUGCCAUGAAGCUGCUUCCUAAAAAGCCCAGCCCGUUGAUCAAGGGAAUCAUGGACUCUGUCAAGACGGAGGAGAGCCAGCAGCUGCAAGGCCGCUCGUCGGAGACAAUCGCAAGAUUGGUUCAGCUCUUCACGGACAAGGGGAGACGGGGUCCCGCCGACAAAGUUGUCGCCAACCUGGUCAAGUUCUCAUGCGUCGAAGUGGCCGAAACUCCCGAAUUCCCAGUGCACGCCGCCAAGACGAACUGCAUCUUGUCGAUGCAGAAGGAGGAAGAUCGUGUUGACCACGCAGACGCUGUGAAAUGGGCCAAGGAGGCCAAGGCUGCCCGGAUCACGCGACGGGGAGCGAAAGACGCCCUUGAGAUCCUCUCCAAGACAUAUGGCGCGGCUGUGCUCGAGACGGUCCCAAGCCUGAGGACGUUUAUGGAGCAGCCGUUGAUCAAGGCAUUCACAGGGGAUUUGCCUGCUGAGGCAAAGGACCCGGGAGACACCUUUGGCCAGGAGAUCGUCGACGCCAUGUCUGUCAUUAGAACCAUGACACCCACGCUCGACCCGGCCUUGCAUCCCUUCGUCAUGCAGAUGAUGCCGCUCGUCAUCAAGGCCCUCCACUCGGAGCUCUCCGUCUUCCGCUACAUGGCUGCGAAAUGCUUGGCCACCAUCUGCAGCGUCAUCACUGUCGAAGGAAUGACGGCCUUGGUCGAGAAAGUCCUCCCGUCCAUCACCAAUCCCCUUGACUUGAACUACAGGCAGGGCGUGAUCGAAGCCAUCUACCACUUGAUUGCCGUAAUGGGCGACGCCAUCUUGCCAUACGUCAUCUUCCUUAUCGUCCCCGUUCUCGGCCGGAUGAGCGACUCGGACAAUGAGGUCCGACUCAUCGCGACCACGUCCUUUGCAACGUUGGUCAAACUGGUACCCUUAGAGGCUGGCAUUCCCGACCCGCCCGGCCUUUCCGAGGAGCUGCUCAGAGGACGAGAUCGUGAGCGAAACUUUAUUGCUCAGCUGCUCGAUCCGAAGAAGGUGGAGCCUUUCCAGAUUCCCGUCGCCAUCAAGGCCGAGCUCCGAUCAUACCAGCAAGAAGGCGUCAAUUGGCUGCAUUUCCUCAACAAGUACCACCUGCACGGAAUCCUUUGCGAUGACAUGGGUCUCGGCAAGACUCUACAGACCCUGUGUAUCGUUGCAAGCGAUCAUCACCAGCGCGCAGAGGAGUUUGCGAAAACCAAAGCGCCGGAUGUACGACGGCUGCCGUCGCUCAUCGUCUGCCCUCCAACUCUCUCUGGCCAUUGGCAGCAGGAGAUCAAGGCAUACGCCCCAUUCCUCAGCGUCACAGCGUACGUUGGCCCGCCGGCGGAGAGAAAAGCGAUGAAGGCGAGGCUUGGGGAGACGGACAUUGUGAUCACCUCGUACGAUGUUUGCAGAAACGACACGGAUAUCCUCGAGCAGCAUAAUUGGAACUACAUGGUCUUGGACGAGGGCCACCUCAUCAAGAACCCCAAGGCCAAGAUCUCCCAAGCCGUCAAGAAGCUUGUCAGCAACCAUCGGCUGAUCCUCACGGGUACGCCAAUUCAGAACAAUGUAUUGGAGCUCUGGUCACUCUUCGACUUUCUCAUGCCUGGCUUCCUCGGCGCCGAGAAAGUCUUUAUGGAUCGCUUUGCCAAGCCGAUUGCCAAUAGUCGCAACAGCAAGGCGUCGUCCAAGGAACAGGAAGCAGGCGCCUUGGCGAUUGAGGCCCUGCACAAGCAGGUCCUGCCGUUCUUGCUUCGGCGUCUCAAGGAAGAGGUCCUCAACGACCUGCCGCCCAAAAUCCUGCAGAACUACUACUGCGACCUGAGCGACCUACAGAAGAAGCUCUUCGAAGACUUUAGCAAGAAGCAGGGCAAGAAGCUGCAGGCGGAGGCGGGCCGUGACGACAAGGAGGCCAAACAGCACAUCUUCCAAGCGCUUCAGUACAUGCGCAAGUUGUGCAACUCGCCAGCGCUCGUCAUGAAGCCCGACAUGCCGGUAUAUGACGAGACGCAGAGGAUCCUUCAGAAACAGGGCACGUCUAUCGAGGAUGUGGCACAUGCACCGAAACUGACGGCCUUGCGCGACCUCUUGGUGGAUUGCGGCAUCGGCGGUCAAGAGGGAGAUUCGAAUGACCCACUGUACCAGCCCAUCAAGCCCCACCGGGCGCUCAUCUUCUGUCAGAUGAAAGAAAUGCUGGAUAUGGUGCAGCACAAAGUGCUGAAGGAGAUGCUGCCGUCCGUGUCGCACCUCCGUCUCGAUGGCUCCGUGGAGGCGAACAAGAGACAGGACAUUGUCAACAAGUUCAACGGCGAUCCAUCGUACGACGUCUUGCUCCUGACCACCAGCGUUGGCGGACUCGGCCUUAACUUGACGGGCGCCGACACCGUCAUCUUCGUGGAACACGACUGGAACCCGCAAAAGGACUUGCAGGCCAUGGACCGCGCCCAUCGAAUCGGGCAAAAGAAGGUGGUCAAUGUGUACCGCCUUAUCACUCGUGGCACGCUGGAGGAGAAGAUCCUAAGUCUCCAGCGCUUCAAGAUUGACGUUGCCUCGACCGUCGUCAAUCAGCAGAAUGCAGGUCUGGCGACGAUGGAUACGGACCAGAUCCUGGACCUGUUCAACCUGGGCGACUCUGGGCCAAACCUCAUAUCGGACAAGCCGCAAAAUGAGGUAGACGGACGGGAGGAAGACAUGGUGGAUCUAGAGACAGGCGACGUCUUGCGGCAACCGACUAAGAAGCCGUGGCUGGAGGACCUCGGCGAGCUGUGGGACAGCAAGCAGUACGAGGAGAGCUUUGACUUGGACGACUUCAUGAAGAACAUGUCUUGA